AUGACAGCAAGACUUCUAAGCACAACCCUUGCUUUGCUCUUCCUUGGCCUCCUCGGGAUCCUGGAGGCGACAAUAUCAUGCAGAAAUGAAGAAGCUGAAGCUGUGGAUUGGUUUACCUUUUAUAAGUUACCUAAAAGGCAAGACGAGAAGAGCAGAGAGACUGGGUUAGAGUACCUAUACCUAGACUCUACAACCAGAAGCUGGAGGAGGAGUAAGCAACUAAUGAAUACCACCAAGAGUGUUUUGGGGAGGACAUUACAACAGCUGUAUGAAGCAUAUGCCUCCAAGAGAAACAACACAGCCUAUCUAAUAUACAAUGAUGGAGUCCCUAAAUCUGUGAAUUAUAGCAGAAAGUAUGGACACACCAAAGGUUUAUUACUGUGGAACAGAGUCCAGGGGUUCUGGCUGAUUCAUUCUAUUCCCCAAUUUCCUCCAAUUCCCGAAGAAGGCUAUGAUUAUCCACCCACAGGGAGACGAAAUGGACAAACUGGCAUCUGCGUAACUUUCAAGUAUAACCAGUAUGAAGCAAUAGAUUCUCAACUCUUAGUCUGCAACCCAAACGUUUAUAGCUGUUCCAUCCCUGCCAUCUUUCACCAGAAGCUUGUUCACAUGCCCCGGCUGUGCGCCAGGUCCAGUGCAUCCGAGAUACCUGUCCGGCACUUGGCCACACUUCAGUCAGCCCAGGGACAAAACUUCAUCCAUUUUGCAAAGUCUGAGUCUUUUCUUGACGACAUCUUUGCAGCCUGGAUGGCUCAACGGUUGAAGACGCACUUGCUAACAGAAACCUGGCAGCAGAAGAGACAAGAGCUUCCUUCAAACUGCUCCCUUCCUUACCAUGUCUACAAUGUCAAAGCAAUUAAGAUUUCUAGACAAUCUUAUUUCAGUUCUCAUCAGGAUCACGCCAAAUGGUGUAUUUCCCAAAAGGGCACCAAAAAUCACUGGACAUGUAUUGGAGACUUAAAUCGGAGCCCAUAUCAAGCCUUCAGAAGUGGAGGAUUCAUUUGUACCCAGAAUCAGCAUAUUUACCAAGCAUUUCAAGGAUUAGUUUUGUAUUAUGAGAACUGUAACUAG
Molecule: messenger RNA, 1071 nt
Organism: Diceros bicornis minor
Lineage: Eukaryota; Metazoa; Chordata; Mammalia; Perissodactyla; Rhinocerotidae
Gene: DNASE2B
Product: deoxyribonuclease 2 beta
Exons: 6
Coding region: 1-1071 (356 amino acids)
Biological process (GO): apoptotic DNA fragmentation
Molecular function (GO): deoxyribonuclease II activity
Source: RefSeq, a predicted model, not a curated record